UUGCAGCCAAGGCUCGGGCUGCCCGGGCUGCUGUUCCAGGGAUGUGAGCGACCUGGCCCGCAAACCCGUCCCUAGAAAUCUCUGUCUGCACUGUGCGAGCCCAGCUGUGUUUCUGCUGGUUGAAUUCGCCGUGGGCGCUCGGGGGGAACAUGAGAAGGAAGCUGUACUGAGCGCCCAGUUGGUGCCUAGACCCAGAUGGAGCAACUCCCGAGACCACCCUGGGAGAUGGGUCCCUCCACAUGCAUUUGACCGAUUUCUCACGACCAUUUCAUCAGCGAUGGAUGGUUUGCGGACUCCGCCGAGCCCGUCCUGGAUUUAUCCCACCGUCAUCCUCUGCUUGUUUGGAUUUUUUUCUAUGAUGAGACCCUCUGAGCCCUUCCUCAUCCCGUAUUUAUCUGGACCAGACAAAAACCUGACCACCACGGAGAUGACCAAUGAGAUCUUCCCCGUGUGGACGUACUCCUACCUGGUGCUGCUGCUCCCCGUGUUCAUCCUCACCGAUUACGUCCGCUACAAGCCAGUCAUCCUCCUCCAAGGGAUUAGCUUCAUCAUCACCUGGCUGCUGCUCUUGUUUGGCCAAGGAGUGAAAGCCAUGCAGGCAGUGGAGUUCUUCUACGGAAUGGUCACCGCCACCGAGGUGGCCUACUUUGCCUACAUAUACAGCGUGGUCAGCCCGGAGCACUACCAGAAGGUGAGCAGCUACUGCAGAGGCAUCACGCUGGUGGCCUACACCACCGCCUCGGUGCUGGCCCAACUCUUGGUGUCCCUGGCCAAAAUCUCAUACUUUUACCUCAACGUCAUAUCCUUGGCCUCUGUCUCUGUGGCUUUCCUUGUCUCACUCUUUCUACCAAUGCCCAAGAAAAGCAUGUUUUUUCAUGCAAAACCCAGCAAAGAAGUUCAGAAGCCAACAAGCAUGGAUGCAGCGUUAAAUGAAGCACAUGAGAAAGAAGCGUUUGGUUGCAGUGAGGAGAAAUCCACGUCAGAAAUCGCCACCACUUUGGGGAACCUGGAUGACGGGCAGCUGAACCACCCGAAGCCAGAAAACGUCGCUCUGAAAGUUUUCGUGCAGUGGUUCCAAGAUCUGAAGGAGUGCUACUCCUCCAAGCGUCUUCUGUACUGGUCCCUGUGGUGGGCGCUCUCCACAGCAGGUUUUAACCAGAUUUUGAACUACAUUCAAGUCCUGUGGGACUACAAGGCGCCCUCCCAAAAUUCUUUCAUCUAUAAUGGGGCAGUAGAAGCUAUUGCAACCUUUGGAGGAGCGGUGGCUGCCUUUGCAGUGGGUUAUGUGAAAGUCAACUGGGACCUGCUGGGAGAGCUGGCCCUGGCCAUCUUCUCGGUGGUCAAUGCCAGCUCCCUGUUUCUCAUGCACUACACUGCCAACAUCUGGGCAUGCUACGCUGGCUAUUUGAUCUUCAAGUCCAGCUACAUGCUUCUUAUAACCAUAGCAGUAUUUCAGAUUGCAGUUAAUCUGAGCGUGGAGCGAUACGCCUUGGUGUUUGGUAUCAAUACCUUCAUUGCCUUGGUGAUUCAGACCAUUAUAACGGUGAUUGUGGUGGAUCGGCGAGGGCUCCACCUGCCCAUCGGCAUUCAGUUUUUAGUUUAUGGGAGUUACUUUGCCGUCAUUGCCGGGAUUUUCCUUAUCAGAAGCCUGUACAUUAUCUGCUCAGCCAGCUGCCAAAAGGAAGUGCAGCGCUCUGCUCCGAGUCAGAGCGAGUAAGGGCCCUACCCAGAGGGACCAAGGAAUGUCGUCCAGGGGACAAAGUCCUAGUCUUACAUCAACCCCUGCAGGCUCUCAGCGAGGACUCUGCUGGUCGCAGUCACUACGUGCCGUACACUGACACUUCACAAGUCUGGAUUCCAACGAACCUUUUCAAAACCACAACAAAAUCUCAGCUUUAGACCAGCUAUGUAUAUGCCCAGCUGAACUGGGGGCAGUCGGCAGGGCCCAUUAAGCUCAACUGAACAGCCCAUGGUGGGACCCCGGUGAAUAGCGGUGACUGCAAAGUCGGUUUUGGACACCCAGUGGCGUGGAAACAAACCGGCCAUCCUGGAGCUGAUGUUCCCCAUUAAUGAGCAGAAGUGCCGGACUGACCCUGUUUCUUGGCUUAGCUAUUUUUUUAUCUUACCAACCAGGCACCACGUGGAACGCUUUUUGCCACGAGUCACUUUUCUUCUCCUUCCACUAAGUGUAUUUCUGUGUAACACGGUGCUCUGAGAGAAUUGCAGGUCUGAUCCCAUUUCUGCGGGCCCCUGUUUAAUUCUGAUAACGUGACAUUAUGAACAAGUGUCUAUUUGAUAACAUCACCAUUUGAUUUUUUUGGUGACAGUUUUUCACUUUGUGCUCUGCUGAGCUUUGAAACGCUCCCCCGAGGGUAGCUCCAGACACGCCUGUGUGUCCACAGAAUGACAUUCUUGUCAAUGCCUAGUGGCGCGAGGAGAGCAACGAGCGUUCUUCCUGUCGUGGUGCCAGAUAGUGUUUUCAUGCUAUGUUGGUGUGAUGUCUGUUUGGAACAGAAAACUUAAGUAGACAUUUCCAGGGGUUUCUACAAGUGUUCAUAAAUGAGAAAAUACUGAUGGGGGUGAGGGAGAAACACCCAAUGUUUAAAAGGCAGAGAUUAUGUUAAAAUAAUGUGUGCAGACAUAUUAGCGAGUCUUUCCAAUUUUCUGAUGAGUUGUGUGGAACAUUGACUGAGCUUGUCUGCCCUUUGGAACGUUAAUAGAGGACCAUUGAG
This is a messenger RNA of Molossus molossus (Pallas's mastiff bat), 2732 nucleotides long. It is a transcript of the gene SLC19A3, whose product is annotated as solute carrier family 19 member 3. Gene Ontology annotation, cellular component: plasma membrane. Gene Ontology annotation, molecular function: thiamine transmembrane transporter activity. Lineage: Eukaryota; Metazoa; Chordata; Mammalia; Chiroptera; Molossidae. The transcript has 7 exons. The record is from RefSeq and is a predicted model, not a curated record. The coding region runs from base 278 to 1717 and encodes 479 amino acids. Gene Ontology annotation, biological process: vitamin transport; transmembrane transport.